Molecule: messenger RNA, 2364 nt
Organism: Trichoderma reesei QM6a
Lineage: Eukaryota; Fungi; Ascomycota; Sordariomycetes; Hypocreales; Hypocreaceae
Product: N-terminal binuclear Zn cluster-containing/DNA binding domain-containing protein
Exons: 4
Coding region: 1-2364 (787 amino acids)
Biological process (GO): regulation of DNA-templated transcription; DNA-templated transcription
Molecular function (GO): DNA-binding transcription factor activity, RNA polymerase II-specific; DNA binding; zinc ion binding
Source: RefSeq, a predicted model, not a curated record
AUGGAGACCGAAGCUCCGAGGAACAGCGCGCCGAUGUCCGGCGCCGGUCAAGGUUCUGUAGUCAGCUCCUGGAGUUGCUUCAACUGCCGAAGGCGCAAAGCGCGCUGCAACAGACAGAGCCCAUGCGCAUUCUGCUCCAAAGCCGGCGUGGAGUGCUCGUAUCCCUUCACUGGACGCAUGCCCACUCGGCAGCAUAACCCUGCGGCUGCGUCUGUCGUUCCAGUUCAAGCCCGGCCGUCGCGGAAGCGUUCCGAACUCCAGGUCCAAGAGCUGCUGGAUCGUCUGAGGCAGCUGGAGAAUGUGGUGGACGAGAUGAAGGCUCAAGAAAAAAACGGGACGUCUCGCCAUAUAGAGUCGGGGGAUGCAAUUGCCGAGGAAGGCGAAUCAAUCCCGAGAGCUGGGGCAGACUCAGCUGCCAGCGGUUCAAAUACGACAGAUUCAUGCUCUGACCUUUCCCAUAAGUUGAGCAAGUCCUUUGGUAGCCUUCACGUUUGUGGUGGCGGCACCUUAUAUACGAGCAACGGCUUUUGUGCUGCUCUUCAUGACGAGCUCAGAAGCGUCCGCCAUGCAUUCGAAGCCAGCGACGUCGACGACCUCAAUGGCCUGGAAUGCAACCCCUCCGUGCAUGACGACCGGCCCGAUUCCAUACCUUUCCCCUUUGCCCAAAACUGCUCCCCUGACUCCAUCUUGCAUCCGGCCCCAAGUCUCAUACCUUUUCUCUGGAAAACGUACGUUGAGAAUGUUGACCCAUUCAUCAAGAUUCUUCACGUGCCUAGUAUGGAUAAUGUCAUUCAACAAACCAAAGAUAAUCUUGACGAGCUGUCGCCGGGGAUGCGAGCUCUAUUAUUUUCCAUCUCUCUGGCCGCUGUCGUAUCAAUGAGCGAUGCCGAUGUGGAAAAGGAAUUCGGCAACGCCAAGGAAGAUGUUUUGGCACACUUUGUGAUGGGCACGGAGACAGCGCUGUCAGAAGCCGGCAUCCUGAAGUCAACUGACCUGUGCGUCGCGCAGGCAUCCCUCAUCUAUCUCGAGAGCGCAGGCCAUCGAUACGGGAUGCGGACAGUCUGGAUGAUGUCUGGAAUCUUGGUGAGGGCCGCAAUGUCCGUAGGACUGCACCGUGACGGCGUUGCUUUCCCCAAAAUGUCCUGCUUUCAAGCAGAGAUGAGGCGGAGGCUAUGGUGGCACAUCUACUGUUUCGACGCCCGUGUCAGCCAGUGUUAUGCGCCCGAGAUUAUGAUCACCAACAGCAUGCUGGAUACAAAGGAGCCUACAAACUGUAACGAUGCGGACCUCGAUGUGAACAUGGAAAAGGAUCCAGUGGCUCGUGAAGGUUUUACAGACGUCAGCUUCACACUCAUGGCGUGCGAGCUGAGGCGCUUGUACAGUCAUGUGCUCUCGUUAAUGUCCGCCCUCCUGGACACUGGGGAAAGACAGCAAGCAGCACAACAUAACGCUCUGCACAGAAUAGAGAAAGCUCGACAUUGGGCGAAAACAACAGUCCUCGGAGACUCCGAACGAAGACGGCCUAUACAACCUUUUAUGGACUUCCUGUUCAACAUGCUACUAGAUCAACUGCGCAUCAUCGUGCGGGACACAAACAUAUUCAAGAGAUGGGCAUCGACUGAUGAUACAAACUCCCGAGAGCAGUCCUUUUUCUCCGCACUGGCUCUCCUCGGUGAUCUGCGACAAUGGCGAAACCAGUACUCAACGCGCCACUGGGGAUGGAUUCUGGUGAAUUUUCAAGACUGGCACCCUCUUGGUAUCGCCCUCAUUCAUCUCCAGACACAGAAAUGGGACCCCGCAUGCGAAGAAGCCUGGACUCUUGCAGUACAGACGUUGAAUGCCAUUCCACCGGCGAUGAUGACGCAGAACCCUCUACGGCAGUCUAUUGUCAACCUCGUCACUGCUACUCGUCAACACCGAGAGCGGCAGAUCGAAGAACAACGCUGUCAAGCGGAAGCUCCUUCCAGCAUAUCUAAAACAUCAGAGUGCUCUAUUCCGAUUUCUAGUUUAGCAGACAUAUGGACUAGCUGCGUGAACGAGUAUCCAGCGCCAAUUACUGAAGGACUGGCGGCUCAAAGACCAGCAACGGAGACCGCAGUAACGACAAUUAUCCAUACAGCAACCUCCAACGCAAUCAAGGACAAUACUUUUGAAGAGGUGAUGAAUGCAGAGCAGUUGCGGUCUGACGCCUGCUACCCACCUUGGUGUUUUGAGAUGGCGGGUGGUAUGAAUAGUGAAGAAGAUCAUUUCCAGAGCCUAGACUCACUUCCUGUUGACGCCAAACAAGGUCAGAGCUCCCGGGAAGAGUCUGUUGUCGCCCGCCUUGACUUGAGCAAUGGAGCUCUUUGGAAAGCCGCCUCCUGA